CACGACGUUUGUGCCGGCUUGGACGCCAACGCCAACGCCGUGGAUAGAUUUCAAUCUAUUACCGACUCCAACCCCGACUCUGUGGUCACCAUCGACGUCAACCUCAUCGCCGACACCAACGACAGCCUCUUCAUGGACGCCGUCGUCAGCAUCACCAGCGACAACUCCAGCCCCGCUAUCGACAACAGCAUCAAAGACAGCGCGUCGUACUCGUUGAGCACAGUCUGGAAUGCGUCGUCGCUCAAUGGUAACCCGUACCUCCUUGGCGUCGCGUCGGCAGUGACGCAGAUCAUUAUGAGCUUCGAAACCGGCCUUCUCUC
Molecule: messenger RNA, 320 nt
Organism: Saprolegnia parasitica CBS 223.65
Lineage: Eukaryota; Oomycota; Saprolegniomycetes; Saprolegniales; Saprolegniaceae
Exons: 2
Source: RefSeq, a predicted model, not a curated record